Molecule: messenger RNA, 1673 nt
Organism: Oncorhynchus gorbuscha (pink salmon)
Lineage: Eukaryota; Metazoa; Chordata; Actinopteri; Salmoniformes; Salmonidae
Exons: 2
Coding region: 92-1108 (338 amino acids)
Source: RefSeq, a predicted model, not a curated record
UCUGUUCUUCUGGGGAGAGGAAAGUAGACAGGAGGGUAGUCAGGAGACGCUGUAGAAACUCUGAUACUAAUAGGUUAUAAUAAGGUGAAACAUGGAGCACUUCAAGCCAGCAUUUAACAGUCUGAUCGACCAACUGAGAAAAACAGCCAGUUUUACAGUGACCUUCUUCGUUCUUUUUCUUUACCAAGUUGUGUUGGAUGAGCACCUAAAAUGCUCAUGUAAAGACGGUGUUAAACCAGAGGUUACCUAUAACCAGUGUACCAUCUACAUGUUGUUUCCAGCUCUGAUCUUGUUUCUCUUGACUCUCUGGAUGGACGGAGAGUUUCAACGAGUCCUGAGAAUUAUACACAUAUGCAGAUGUAAUUUGUGGAGAAGAUUUUUCGCAAUGCUCUUUAAGGCGGUCGCUAUAGGGUCGCUGUGGGUUGUGUCUGUGCUUUUUGAUGGGGACUGGUACGUGUGCUUUAAAAGAGUGAUGCUUCCCUGCAGGAACAUCACCACACCCUUCCAAGAGGAACUAGAAAAGCAACUCGAAGCUCGUUUCAAAACGGAGUCCAUGGUUAUUGGAUUGGUUCUGGUUCUGGUUCUGCUUGUUGUGACUUCUAUUCUGACUGCAGUACCAUGGAGGGAUGUCUGUUCUGUUAUACGCAGAAAAUGUACAGGGUACCAGAACAUUAACGAUUGCAGUACAAUCAAAAUGUAUCACAAGAUGCUUUAUGAGGAGAGUAUUUUGGAAGAGAUAGACAUUGUUAUUGAAAAAGAGUUAAAGAAAACAGCUAAGGAGUGUGUAGUUCUUAAAAUCAGAGAACUACUACCGCCCUCUUCGAAUGCAGCCCCUCCAACCCACGCCACACAGGGAGGAGACAGGGCAAGCAGCAGCACCACCCGUCCUGAGAUGGAAGAUAGUAGGAGCAGCACCACCUGUCCUGAGGUGGAAGAUAGAGUGAUCACCCUUGACAACCUUGAUUUUGACAAGAUAUCUGAUCUCCAUUCUAAUAUGUUCAGAUCUUUGUUAGAUGAACUGCCCAGUUCUGCAGUCUCUACAGCCCCUGCAGCCCACCCACAGCCCAAACAGGGAGAAGACAGGCCAAGCCGCAACAGAAUCAUUUAGGAAACCAGAAAAUAACAAACAAAUUCAAGGAACGAUAGUGGCCAGAUGUCACUACUUGAGGAAGGCCCUCAACCCUAACUGUGAUGUAAUACUGGUAAACUCCUAUAAUAUAGAUUUUUGGAUCAAAUGUGUGAAAUGUCACAUAUUUGGUUAUAAUAUGUAAAAUGAUAUGGACAUUAAUACUAUCAUACACUGUAUGUGAACCAUUUGUGAAAACUGUGGCUUUCCAGUGAAAUCCUCAAAUCAGCCACACACAAAUCAACUAUAGUGAGCAGCGACACUGUGUUUACAAACUUUGUUUCUGGUUAAAAUGGCAGCAAUAAUCUGGUACAAUACAACUAGAAGGGGUUAUAUGAGUGGGAGUGAACAACUGUGGGUGAUAAACCUCAACAACUAUCCUGUAUAAGCUUUCAUAAUGUCACAGGGUGGAAAUAUGAGCCAGGUGGCAAACGUGUCACGCCCUGACCUUAGAGAGCUUUAUAUUUCUCUAUUUGGUUAGGUCAGGGUGUGAUGUGGGGUGGGCAUUCUAUGUUCUAUUUUCUAUGUUUUGUAUUUCUUUGUUUUG